AUGGAACUUGGAAGUUACAAAGAAGGGACAGAGAUAGAUCCGGAUCUAUCAUUCGUGGAAACCGAAGAAGACCCAACAAUACCAGUAUCUGAGCACCGCUUUAACGAAACUAUUUGGAAACAAUGGAGGCUUAGUUCUGGAAAUUUUAUUACUGAUAUUUUGGCAAAAUCCGCGAAAAAAAAGGACAUCCUCUUAG
Cetraspora pellucida is the source of this 196-nucleotide messenger RNA. The record is from the annotation of a GenBank genome assembly. Lineage: Eukaryota; Fungi; Glomeromycota; Glomeromycetes; Diversisporales; Gigasporaceae.